Messenger RNA from Humulus lupulus (European hop), 402 nucleotides. RefSeq lists its product as uncharacterized. The transcript has a single exon. Lineage: Eukaryota; Viridiplantae; Streptophyta; Magnoliopsida; Rosales; Cannabaceae. Gene Ontology annotation, molecular function: DNA binding; zinc ion binding. The record is from RefSeq and is a predicted model, not a curated record. Bases 1 to 402 code for a protein of 133 amino acids.
AUGGCUGAUCUUCCUCUUCCGAUACUGUGCACAAAGGGGUGUGGAUUUUAUGGAAGUGCUGAGACUCAAAACAUGUGCUCUAAGUGCUAUAUCAACUUUCUUACACAUGAAAUAAUAAUACCUAAUUCUACAGUCACUACUAGAGAUGAUGAUGGUGAUGGUGGUGUUUGUGUUUCUGAUAAUAACCCUAUAAAGGAUUUGAAAGCCACCAAAAAGAAUAGAUGCAAGGACUGCAACAAGAAGAUUGGAUUGAUCGGGUUUUCAUGUCGUUGCGGCAACGUCUACUGCAGCCGCCAUCGCUUGCCGGAGGAACAUGCUUGCACCUAUGAUUUCAAGGCCACUGCUCCGCCAAACCAUCACUUGGUUCACAUUUGUGCUGAUAAAUUGGAGCGGAGACUUUAG